Molecule: messenger RNA, 436 nt
Organism: Racocetra persica
Lineage: Eukaryota; Fungi; Glomeromycota; Glomeromycetes; Diversisporales; Gigasporaceae
Source: the annotation of a GenBank genome assembly
AUGACCAAAAUUUCUGAGACGACCCGUCCUGAAAAAAUCUUACCCAUAUCUGAAGAAGAUUUAUUAUCUAUACCAACUAAAGCAAAGAUCAAUAUCAACUAUGAUGAUGUAUAUUUUGAUGAAGAAUUUAAUUAUGAUUCCACAUCUCAGAUAGUAAAAGAAAUGAAUAAAGAGAUUGCUUCGCAAUCAGUUAAGAUAGAGGGAAUCUCUAAUUCUUCAAGUAAUUUAGCACCCACACCUCAAAUGACCCUAGCUAAGGCAGAUAACUAUGAUGAUAUGUACUUUGAUAAAGAGGAUUUAAAGGAAAAAAAAAUAGAAAUAAACAAAGUUAAGUCAGAUGAUGAAAAUAAUUCAGAAGAAGAGAUGCCAGAUGAAUCAGAUAACAAUAGAUAUAGUGGAUGUGGUGGAUAUAAUGAAUAUGGUAAAUCUGAUAGAG